UGCUGAGCUGAGAAAACUUUGUAAUGAGCAGGCUUGCUGCAGUCUGGGGCAGUCCUUCCAGCCCAGCCCUGUGAUGUCCAGGGAGGGCACCAGCACAUUUCUCCCUGCACUCACAGCCCCAAUAAAUGAGUCCCCAAAGCUGCAUGUAGCAUGCGUUUGCUGCUUGUUAGUUCUGUUGUCCCAGCGCAGGGAAAAGACAAAGCCACGGAGCUAAUAAUGGCCCUGUUAGGCUGUGCAGCCCACAGGUUAGGAAGAGCUGUAUGGGAGUCUGGAGGAGCCUCAGCAGAGGAUCUGCACCUGUCCCAGCUGCCGAGUUCCACUCCAAAUGUGAACAACUAUUUUGGGAACGCUUAAGCCAUCAGAGAAGUGAAUGGCUCCAUGGUGGCUUGGCUCUGAUGCACCCCUCAAAGUAUGUCGUCUGGUUGACCACAGAACACUGUCUUGGGCUUUCUUGUCAUCCCUACCCAAAUUGAGAAAGGCGCCAAGAGACAAACGACCUCUGUUCACCCCUACUCCACCUUCCAUAAGUAGCUCCUAGAAACCCAAAGGAUCCCCAUCUAUCAGUGGUAUAAAUAGGCCUGGCAGGUGGUGGCUCCAAGGUGGAUGGGAAGCAGCCGGGCUGACAGGCAUCAUCCUCUAAAUAUAAAGAUGAAUCUGCCCGGGAGAAACCACUCCUGGGCUCCAGUGUAAGGUCUUGGUGCUCCUCAGAAGGGACUUCCAUCACCACCUCUCUGCCUCAGCCCCCUCCAGGCUCCGGUAGUUCCACUGUGACUCUUUCAGACCCAGGGGAGGGACACAGUGCCACCAAAGGGGAAGGGAUAUCAUCUGCUCAACCCAGCCAACUAAAUGAGAGUCAGUUCUGGAAUUAGGGACACAGACACACACACACACACACACACACACACACACACACACAGACUGACCCCUCUAUUCUUCCCAAGAGUGCAUUGCAGAAUGUAGGGGACAGCUCUAAUGCCCUGGUCACACACACACACACACACACACACACACACACACACACACACACACACACACGCACACACACACGCACACACACACACACACAGACUGACCCCUCUAUUCUUUCCAAGAGUGCACUGCAGAAUGUAGGGGACAGCUCUAAUGCCCUGGUCUCACACACACACACACACACACACACACACACACACACACACACACACACACAGACUGACCCCUCUAUUCUUUCCAAGAGUGCACUGCAGAACGGAGGGGACAGCUCUAAUGCCCUGGUCUCACAUGCCAUGUGUCAGGGCCACAAAGCCCCCAGGGCUCCUCUCACCACCGCCUCCUCCUCUCUCCAACAGUUGUCUGCCCUGUGACAGCUGCAUGUCCUACACUGACUGACAGCCUGCACGGAGUGGGGGGUGGGGUGGGGUGGGGUCAGAUCUCUGGAUUUGGGGGGGGGCGGGUUUUGAAGUGGGAAAGAAAAUGAAGUUCAAAUGCGGCUUAUUUUCCAUCCCUACCUGGGGCCUGUGACCCCUCCCAGCUCACCUGAUCACAGGGCUUGGGCUUAAGCACCAGGGCUUGGUAGCCUGAGUUAACCCAUAAAUGGGGUGUAAUGUGUCACGUCAGGAAUCAGGUACCUUCUCAGCGGCUCAUGUGCCCAGGGUGGGCAGAGCUGGGGAGACCUUUGAAACAGGUAGAGUUUGGGAAAUGCAGAGCAGUCAUCUGCAAAAACAGUGACCUUUGGCCCAGCCCAUCCCUGCAGUGAGCAUUGGAGCCAGUUGGGAGGGGCAGACAGCUGAGGAUACUCUCCAUAUAUGGCCCGGUCCGGUCCUAGCUACCUGGGCCAGGGCCAGUCCUCUCCUUCUUUGGUCAGUGCAGAAGACCCGGGCGGGGACCCAGGCUGAGAACCAGCCGAAGGAAGGGACUCUAGUGCCCGACACCCAAAUAUGGCUUGGGAAGGGCAGCAACAUUCCUUCGGGGCGGUGUAGGGAGAGCUCCCAGGGACUAUAUAAAAACCUGAGCUAGGGGACAGGCAGUCACAGGACGUGAAGCCUCACAUCCCACCCUCGGCAUCCAGGGCCAGAGUCAGAGCAGCAGGUAGGGUGGAGGUGGGGAGGGUGCCCUGGAGGACCCAGCCGAUCAAGCUGUUUAGCCUUGGGCCUGUGUCUAGCAUCACACUCUGCCCUAGAGGCAGACGGUUUAAAGAGGAAACUUGGCUCUGGAAAUUUCUCCAAACUCAUCUCCAGACCAUUUGAGCUGCUGACUUGGCAUUUAGGAUAUGCCUGAAGCUCUGAUAUCUACCCAUCACCACCCCCACAUCCCGCCUUCCCCCUCCCUGAGGACUAAAUCCAGGGCCUCCUGCAAGUGAGCAAGCCGGUGCUCUGCUACUGAGCCACGUGCCAGCCUUGGCUGCUUGAGAUUUCUCUCCCUGAAAUAUCUUUUUUCCUUCCCUCCUUUCAUCCCUCCUUCCUUCUUACUCUUUCUCUGCUGGGACCAAAUCUGGAUUCGUAGAGCUACACCCCAGGCCCUGGGAGACUGAUUUGAAGAUGUGUUUGGAGACAUUCAGCAUUGUCUUAGCCUUGGCGCAACUCCCUCUGAGUCUAAGACUUUUCUAAAGCCAGCAAGGCCUAGCUAAUCUCCGGACUAGGAGACAGGUGGAAGUGUCCUUUCUGACUUUGGAAUAUUGUGGGUAUUCAAACAGGAAGCUUCUCCAUAGUUGGGACAGUAUUGCCCUCUCUGGGCAGCGUCCUCCACCCUCUCACAGGACAGGCAGGUUAGCAGUGGGCCUUAAUGUCUCCUUCACAGAUGACAUCGGGAAGUAGAGAGGAUAGCAUUAGUUAGUGCCAGCUGUGGGGUGAAGGUAGAGGGCCUCAUGUCUCCAGAUGUCCCCUGCAUACCUAGUUGGAAGACUUAGUGUGGUCCACAGACGGUGCUUCCCUUAGCAAAAGCACAGCCUUGGACUGGGACAGCAUCCUCUGGCCCUCUGCAAGGGGCUGGGGGAAAGGAGUCUCUGGAUCACCCUAGCCCCCACCACACACACACCGAUGCUCACACACACUAUGGCCUUGUCCUUGCAGAAACUAGACACCAUGUGCGACGAAGACGAGACCACCGCCCUCGUGUGCGACAAUGGCUCUGGCCUGGUGAAAGCCGGCUUUGCCGGGGAUGACGCCCCCAGGGCUGUGUUCCCAUCUAUUGUGGGCCGCCCCCGACACCAGGGUGUCAUGGUGGGUAUGGGUCAGAAGGACUCCUACGUGGGCGAUGAGGCCCAGAGCAAGCGAGGUAUCCUGACCCUGAAGUACCCCAUCGAGCAUGGCAUCAUCACCAACUGGGACGACAUGGAGAAGAUCUGGCACCACACCUUCUACAAUGAGCUUCGUGUGGCCCCUGAGGAGCACCCGACCCUGCUCACCGAGGCUCCCUUGAACCCCAAAGCUAACCGCGAGAAGAUGACCCAAAUCAUGUUUGAGACCUUCAACGUGCCUGCCAUGUAUGUGGCCAUUCAGGCGGUGCUGUCCCUUUAUGCCUCUGGCCGUACCACCGGCAUCGUGCUGGAUUCUGGGGACGGUGUCACCCACAACGUGCCCAUCUAUGAGGGCUAUGCCUUGCCACACGCCAUCAUGCGUCUGGACCUGGCCGGGCGUGAUCUCACUGAUUACCUGAUGAAGAUCCUCACCGAGCGUGGCUAUUCCUUCGUGACCACAGCUGAACGUGAGAUCGUGCGCGACAUCAAAGAGAAGCUGUGCUAUGUGGCCCUGGACUUCGAGAAUGAGAUGGCCACCGCUGCCUCCUCCUCCUCCCUGGAGAAGAGCUACGAGCUGCCGGACGGGCAGGUCAUCACCAUCGGCAAUGAGCGCUUCCGUUGCCCGGAGACGCUUUUCCAGCCCUCCUUCAUCGGCAUGGAAUCUGCGGGGAUCCAUGAGACCACCUACAACAGCAUCAUGAAGUGCGACAUUGACAUCAGGAAGGACCUGUACGCCAACAACGUCAUGUCAGGGGGCACCACCAUGUACCCUGGUAUCGCUGACCGCAUGCAGAAGGAAAUCACAGCUCUGGCUCCCAGCACCAUGAAGAUCAAGAUCAUCGCCCCCCCUGAGCGUAAGUACUCAGUGUGGAUCGGUGGCUCCAUCUUGGCCUCGCUGUCCACCUUCCAGCAGAUGUGGAUCACCAAGCAGGAGUACGACGAGGCCGGCCCCUCCAUUGUGCACCGCAAAUGCUUCUAGGCGCACCCUCAUCUGCGUUCACUCUCUCUCCUCAGGACGAUGGUCGUGCUGUGGUUGCAGGGUGGCCCCAUCCAUCCUCCGCCAUGGCUCCAUUGCCACCACGGCAGCCAGCACCUGUUUUAGUCCUGUACAGAGAUUGACUCGUUUUACCUCAUUUUGUUAUUUUUCAAACAAAGCCCUGUGGAAGGAAAUGGAAAACUUGAAGCAUUAAAGCCAGCCAUUUUGUUUUGCUGCAACAAA
Messenger RNA from Peromyscus californicus insignis, 4430 nucleotides. RefSeq names its product actin alpha 1, skeletal muscle (gene Acta1). Gene Ontology annotation, biological process: skeletal muscle thin filament assembly. The transcript has 6 exons. NCBI's taxonomy places the organism in Eukaryota, Metazoa, Chordata, Mammalia, Rodentia, Cricetidae. Gene Ontology annotation, cellular component: striated muscle thin filament; actin filament; stress fiber. The record is from RefSeq and is a predicted model, not a curated record. The coding region runs from base 3012 to 4190 and encodes 392 amino acids.